AGUUUACGGAAGACAGCAAGUGGUGGAAGUGUACGCAGUUUCAUGGAUAAGAGUGGGAUAAUUUGUCGAUCUACGUAGAUAUCACGCUUGAAUUUCGGGAUUAAUUGAUAGAGAAAGGUCACAAAAUGCCUUUAUUUGGCCAAAACCCAUUCGACCAAGAUGUGGAGAAAGCAACCAAUGAAACCAACACGACAGAGGACUGGGGUCUUAUUAUGGAAAUCUGUGACCAGGUCGGGACAACCCCAAAUGGGGCAAAGGAUUGUCUCAGGUCAAUCAUGAAGCGAGUCAACCACAAAGUCCCUCAUGUUGCCAUGCAAGCGUUAACGUUACUAGGUGCCUGCGUCUCAAACAGUGGGAAAAUCUUUCAUCUUGAAAUCUGUUCGCGAGAGUUUGCCAGUGAAGUUCAGGGUGUGUUGAACAAGGCUCACCCAAAGGUUAGCGAGAAACUGAAGGCCUUGAUGGUGGAUUGGGCCGAAAACUUCCAGAAAGAUCCACAACUGAGCCUUAUCAGUGCCACCAUCAAAUCCCUCAAAGAUGAGGGAAUUACCUUUCCUGCUCCAAACACCCAGAGCUCCAGCACAAAGCCCAACAGCACUCCUGCCGCUAGCAGACCAGCUGAUGAUGAUGAUCUGGCCAAAGCCAUUGAGCUGUCCUUACAGGAGCAGAAGCAGCAGGUGGAGAUACGACCCCUCACCAUGAUCGCUGAUCCACCCUACAACACCAAUGAAGUGAAAGAGUCCCGCAAGGUACGCGCCCUCUACGAUUUUGAGGCGGCUGAAGAUAAUGAGCUCACCUUUAAGGCUGGAGAGCUUGUGCUGCUCCUGGAUGACAGUGAUCCAAACUGGUGGAAAGGAGAGAACCAUCGAGGAGUUGGGCUUUUCCCAUCAAACUUUGUCACCACCAACCUAAAUGCUGAACCGGAGCCUGAAAUGUAUGUGGAGAAGACAAUAGUUCCUGAGGAGCCCAGCGUUGAAGUCAAAGCUGAACCUGAGCCCGUCUAUAUAGAUGAGGAGAAGAUGGACAGAGCUCUGUAUCUGCUCCAGAACACAGACCCUGCAGAUGCUUCACCUGAUGGCCCAGAAUUGGUCACAUUAGAAGAUGCUUGUGAAAAGAUGAACCCAAUGAUUGAUGAGAAAUUACAAGAGAUUGACAGGAAGCAUUCAGAGUUAUCAGAGCUGAAUGUGAAGUUGUUGGAAGCUCUGGAACUGUAUAACCAGUUAAUGAAUGAGGCUCCAAUGUACGCGCCAUACUCUAAAAUGCAGUCUCUCCAAGGCACUUACCCAGCAGCCUCUCCACCUCUCAGUGUGCAGGGUUAUCAACCACCCGGAGCCUACAUGUCCUCUGGUCUUCCACAGGGCUAUAGUCUAAGUGCGGACCAAGCUGGAACUCUCUCUUCCCUCCCUCCUACAGUCAAUUCAGCAACCACCAGCCAGCAGCCUCCCUACAUCAGUGGCCAUAUGAAUGCACAGUACAUGAACCAAGCACCUGGAGGCCCCGCCCCUUAUCCAGCACAGAUGGGUGUGGCUAUGGACAUGUCUGCCUAUCAAAACACAAAUCCUGGUCUGCCUCCAACCUCAUAUCAAAUGACAAACCCGGCCCAACCUGUCCCUCAGCAGCAACAAGCAACCUUCUACCAGCAACCCCUUCUGACAGAGAUGUAAUCCACUUGAAAGGAAGCAAGCACUUCAUUUUCUCUCCCAAAAUGAAUUCCCCAUUCCUAUUAUCCCCAUGAAGUAGUUUUGAGGAAUGUUUUUGGAAUGCAUCACACUAACCCAUUACAUAAUUUUUGUCAUCUCCUAAUAAUCACCAGCAUAUUCUUUAUAUUUCUGAUUCUGAAAUGCAAUGGUAAAUACAGAUGGUAAAAUGCAAAAAGAGAGAAUUAAUUUGUAAUGGAACCAAGCAUUACAGAGAGGAAAUUAUAAUUCCAUGGAUCUCCAAAUCUGCAAUUAAUUUAUGUGCCAAGACUCCUGCAAUCAGAAUGGCAGAACUAUGGGACCGAUUUAGGGGGGCAGCAUUAAACUGCAGUUUAAAGCCAUUGCCAUUGGCUAGAGACUUUCAAGUAAUGUUCUUAAAUUCCUUCGCAGGCUUUGCUUUUGAUUUCUAUGAACCGAAAGUCCUCACAGAUGCAAUUCAUUUAUGGUCUAUCCAUAUGUUUCACUGUAUAAUGAUAUUUGUAAUAUGCAAGUACCGCUUGUGUUUGCAUUGUGGGAGUUUGCAGUGGUUUGACUUAAUGUAAGCUACAAUAUCAUUUUCAUCUGGUCUAUGAUUGAUUUCCUCAGCUGGAAAUGAUGAAUUUGUAGUUGUUUACUUAUGUAUAUGGGGGAAAAAAAAGUACUUUUCUGACAAUUCCUAAUUGAAAUUGAUAAUCCCUUUAAAAUAUAGACAAAAUUUCACAUUCUUGUUAAGGUGGAAUUAUGUAGUAAAGUAUAGAUGAGAAUUGUCUUUGUUAUUUUCUUAAACUGCUUGAUAAAAGAUGUAGUAAAUUUAGAUGUUAAAUAUCUGGCUUUGUCUGUAUUGCACCUUAACUUUAUAAACAUUUAUUUACCACCAGAUGCCUUGUUCUUUCGAGAGACGGAAUAAAAGUAGAAACCAA
Myxocyprinus asiaticus (Chinese sucker) is the source of this 2593-nucleotide messenger RNA. Its product is annotated as signal transducing adapter molecule 2-like. Bases 126 to 1661 code for a protein of 511 amino acids. Gene Ontology annotation, biological process: signal transduction. Gene Ontology annotation, cellular component: endocytic vesicle. Gene Ontology annotation, molecular function: ubiquitin binding; phosphatidylinositol binding. The record is from RefSeq and is a predicted model, not a curated record. Lineage: Eukaryota; Metazoa; Chordata; Actinopteri; Cypriniformes; Catostomidae. The transcript is spliced from 15 exons.